This is a messenger RNA of Cuculus canorus (common cuckoo), 3496 nucleotides long. It is a transcript of the gene DPY19L1, whose product is annotated as dpy-19 like C-mannosyltransferase 1. The transcript has 23 exons. The coding region runs from base 169 to 2385 and encodes 738 amino acids. The record is from RefSeq and is a predicted model, not a curated record. NCBI's taxonomy places the organism in Eukaryota, Metazoa, Chordata, Aves, Cuculiformes, Cuculidae. Gene Ontology annotation, cellular component: nuclear inner membrane. Gene Ontology annotation, molecular function: mannosyltransferase activity.
AGUGCGUGGCCGCCCCUUUUGCCCCGUGGAUCCAGCGAUCCCGCCGGCUCCGCCUCCGCCCCCGUGCCCCCCGUUAGCCCUGCCCUGGGGGUGGGGGAACGGCCUCGUUGAGCACCGCCCCGCCCGGCUCCGGCGCGGUGUCCCGGCCCCGGCAGGGACUAUGCGGAGAUGUUCGUCCCGGCGCGAGGCAGGAACAAAGAGUCGCCGCCGCUCAAGCCCGGGCAGCAGCCGCAGCCGCAGCAGCCGCCGUGCCCCGUCAGGCAGGGAGCCCGCGCCAUGCGGAGGGGGGGCGGCCGCCGGGGGGGCAGGAGCGACCCCCUGAGACCCUGCAGGGAGGGGUUGGCGGCCGACGGGGAGCGGCUGCGAGUGUUUGUGGAUGACAGAAAGGCCUUCACCAUAAAAGCUAAUAGCAAGAUAUGGCUCACUUUCCUUCUGGCUGCUAUUGCAGGAGUCCUACAUUGGUGUCACAUAACAACCCUUUUUGAAAAUGACCGACAUUUUUCUCACCUAUCAACGCUAGAAAGAGAAAUGGCUUUUCGCACGGAAAUGGGCCUUUAUUAUUCUUACUUCAAGAUCAUUAUUGAGGCACCAUCGUUUUGGAACGGAGUGUGGUCAAUUAUGAAUGACAGACUAACUGAAUAUCCUUUAGUGAUCAACACCUUACAAAGGUUCAAUCUUUACCCAGAGGUGGUCCUUGCCAGCUGGUACCGCAUGUAUACUGCCAUUAUGGAUUUCCUUGGUCUCCCGACAAAGAUGUGUUGGACUGUAAACCGAGGAAAAGGGCUUAGUCCUGUUGAAAGCUGCGAGGGGUUGGGGGACCCUGCUUCCUUUUAUGUCGCUGUGAUUUUUCUUUUGAAUGGAUUAAUGAUGUCGCUGUUCUUCAUAUAUGGUACAUACCUCAGUGGGAGCCGUCUAGGAGGCCUUGUUACAGUGAUUUGUUUCUUUUUCAACCAUGGAGAGUGCACUCGCGUCAUGUGGACUCCACCUCUUCGUGAAAGUUUCUCAUAUCCAUUCCUCGUGCUUCAGAUGUUGCUUUUGACCUAUAUUCUCAGGAUUCCGAGUAUUAAUACAGGAAGCUUGAUUGCACUGUGUGUUUCUAAUAUCUUUUUCAUGCUUCCCUGGCAGUUUGCUCAGUUUGUUCUUCUAACACAGAUAGCUUCCUUAUUUGCUGUGUGUAUUAUGGGUUAUAUUGAUUCCUGCAAAUUACAGAAGAUACUCACUGCUCAUAUGGUGUCUCUUGUAGUGUGUUUUAUUCUGAUGUUUGGUAAUUCGAUGUUACUGACAUCAUAUUAUGCUGCAUCUUUAGUAGUUAUCUGGGGAAUUCUUGAAUUGAGUCCAAGAGUCUUGAAAAGCAGCAGAAGAGAAGUCUAUGUUUGGGUCAUUGAAGGAUGUGCCUGGUUGUUUGGAACAGUCACCCUGAAAUACUUAACUUCUUUAGUCUUUGGAAUAGCUGAUGAUGCUCAUAUAGGAAAUAUAUUAAAAUCUAAAUUUAUUGGCUACAAGGAUUUUGAUACGUUAAUGUAUACCUGUGCUGCAGAGUUUGACUUCAUGGAAAAAGAGACUCCAGUAAGAUAUACAAAAACUCUCCUAUUACCAGUUGUCCUCAUGGUUUUGGGAGUAAUCAUCAAAAGGGCAAUUAAAUAUCUUAUGUGGGCCUUAUCUCAGGCAGGCCAACGUGAAAGAGAGGAACGUUUUAGCAAUGGUGAGCUGGUAUACCAUGCGUUGCAGCUGUUGGCAUACAGUGCCCUAGCAAUUUUAAUCAUGAGACUAAAACUGUUUUUGACACCACAUCUAUGUGUUAUGGCUUCCUUGGUGUGUUCAAAACAGUUGUUUGGAUGGCUCUUCUGUAAAAUCCAGCCCAGAACAUUGGUUUUUGCUAUUUUAGCAUUGAUGGCAAUUGAGGGAUCAUCAAACCUUCAAACUCAGUGGAACAUCAUGGGAGAAUUUAGCAAUUUGCCACAGGAAGAACUUUUAGAGUGGAUAAAAGUCAAUACCAGACAAGAUGCAGUUUUUGCAGGAGCAAUGCCUACAAUGGCAAGUGUUAAAUUGUCUACCCUUCGUCCUAUUGUAAAUCAUCCGCAUUAUGAAGAUGCAGGAUUAAGGGCCAGAACUAAAGUAGUGUAUUCCAUGUACAGUCGAAAACCUGCAAAAGAAGUAAAAAGAGAACUGGUAAAACUAGGAGUGAAUUACUACAUUCUAGAAGAGUCACUGUGUGUAAGCAGAAAAAAGCCUGGUUGCAGUAUGCCUGAAAUUUGGGAUGUUGAAGAUCCUGCUAAUAGUGGCAAAACUCCUUUAUGUACCCUUAUGAGCAAGGAUUCCAGGCCAUAUUUCAUCACAGUGUUUGAAAAUAGCAAUUACAGAGUCUUGAAGAUUCCAAAGGAAUGACAUUUCAAUGCAAAGAACCGUCAGUCUUUCAACUUUUUAAACUAGUAACUGUAAGAAUUCUAAAUCAGAAAUACUUUUUCUACUAGACUUAAAAUGGAAAAAUGUGUAUUAUUUUUUUUUACCAUUUUAAGUGAAUUCUGAUUAUAGAAAUAUCUUAAACCUAACAGUUUGGAUUUCUAUUUCAGGGUCAGUCCCUUGAGAUUUGCUAUGCAAAUGACUAUAUGUUUGCACAUUUUAUUUAACACUGAUCCAAAAAGAGUUAAAAGUAGCUAUGGAAAAUAACUCCAUUCUCAAAACCAAUGAUAUUGUGAAAUGGGACUGUCAGAAUGACUUAGCAAAGCAAGUUUGUUUAAAGCUAGGAACAAAGGAAUGGUGCUAUAGCAUCUGGCAUCACAUUUCUCAUGUCAAUUUCAUUACCCAUCUCCCUUCUGGACAAAGUGAUAACAGAAAUUCUCUUAAAAUUCACAUAGUUCCACUAGUCAUGUCUGAGAGAAACACGUUUUCUUCUUUGAGAGGAUUAAGAACAUUUGUCAUUUUGGAUCACUUAACACAUGCUUUUAAGCUUGCUUUUGAAAUGGAAAAGUUUGUAGGCAGCCUUGAAACUUCAUUUUUUAGGUGCAUGUUCUUGCAAUCUUACUGAUGUUAAAAAAAGACUAAUAAGGGUAAUAUUUGCAGUGAGCAAUAGUUCAGCUUCUCAGUGUCCGAGGAUUUUUAGCAUUCUUAUGCAUUCAGAAUGAGCUUGGCAUAUUACACAUGAAAUUUUUAAGGGAAAAUGCUUUAUUCAGGAAAAAUCUGUCAUAGCCUUAGGAAGAUACUAAAGUAAAUUCUUCACUGCCUUAACAAGACCUUCAGCGCCUAACUUAAUAAGACAUUACUUUCAAAAUUUAUGCCCUAUUUUUUUCUCCAUGUAUUAGAUGUUGCCUGGAUUUUACCAUCGUCAUUAAAGGAAAAUGAAUUUUAACCCAGCUGUGAUAUGGGUAUUUUCAGUUGUGUAGGUAUAAUUACUCCAACAAUAUUAGACUGGUUCUGCAGAAUUUUCAUCAUCUUGGUGUCACACCAAUAUUAUAAGUAAUAAAGAAUUUAGAAAAUUUACUUUCCAAGAUACCCAGUG